Molecule: messenger RNA, 783 nt
Organism: Aplosporella prunicola CBS 121167
Lineage: Eukaryota; Fungi; Ascomycota; Dothideomycetes; Botryosphaeriales; Aplosporellaceae
Exons: 3
Coding region: 328-783 (151 amino acids)
Source: RefSeq, a predicted model, not a curated record
CAAAGCAUCUAGAACGACGGGCAAAUAAUCCGGUCCCCAAGCAAUUCAUUGUCCCACAUGCGUGACGAUGCCAGCGCACGACGGCAGGAUGGACGCUUGCCUUUUUCGGAGUGGUGCAUGGCCCCAAGACCGCCUGCCGCAUUUGGUGCGCGGGGUUGAUGGUUGUUGCGUCACAAUCAAGCAGGAGCAAACGGGCGAGGCAGAAGGCAGCGGAAGCCUCACAGAAAACCAAAGCCGAACUCCAAACAACUAUAAAAAUCUCACAACGCCUGCCCCACAUAGCCAACAGCAGAAACUUCACCAACACAUCCGCCACCGCAAAACACCAUGACUUCCCGCAUUCCCACCUCCACCUCCGUCGUCGAGUCGGCCGUCAUUGACGCGCACAUCUCGCACGUCUGGCACCUGGUCAAGCUCCAGGACUUCUCCAAGUUCUGGACCAAGCUCGACAAGAGCGAGUUCGUCAAGGGCACUUCUCCCGAGACUGACAUUGUGCGCUGGUCCUUCAAGGAUGGCACCGUCCUCGAGGUGAAGCAGGAGGAGCACUCUUCCAUCGACCACUACAUCACCUACUCGGUCAUCACGGCUGCGCCUGAGCUGAGCUACUCCUCCGUCGUCAGCACCGUUCGUCUCUUCCCCAUCACGUCCGGCAAGAACGAGGGCCACACGUUCGUCCAGUGGACUGGCAACUUCUCGAGCGAUGCCGAUGCUGGUGUUAUCGAGGACGCCAAGUUCAAGCGCCGUGAAGCUCUUGCUGAUCUUGCCGCUGCUGUCGCCAAAUGA